Messenger RNA from Jatropha curcas, 1117 nucleotides. RefSeq lists its product as uncharacterized. The record is from RefSeq and is a predicted model, not a curated record. NCBI's taxonomy places the organism in Eukaryota, Viridiplantae, Streptophyta, Magnoliopsida, Malpighiales, Euphorbiaceae.
CACUAGUGAAUCAAACAAUUAUCAGCAACGCAACUAAACAGAAGCUUUUAUACAUGGCUGUACGCAGAGUGGCAAUUUCGUCAUUGAACGCGCAGUUACAGCAAGUCGGCCAAAUUGCAAAUAGUGGACUGUGAAAAUUUGUUACAGAGAGAGAAGCAGAAUGGGGAGAGGACGUACCAAGAAGACUGUUACGCUCGAAGAUUACGAGCAUUUCCUUGAGAAUCCUUACGACGAAGCAUUCAGCCUGGAUCAGCUUAAUGAGGUGAUUUUAAUUCAUGGAUUCAGUAAAAUACACAAGCGACCAAAGCGCGAGCUAUAUGAUGCAUUGAGCACCAUAGAUCUUAUAAAGCCACAGCGCUCCACACUCAAAGACGAGUUCUCACUGUACGAUUCCUCGGUCUCGCUCGAUCAAGUGAAGAAAGACUUGGAAGCGCUCAACUGGCAGGAGUGUGCUGUUCGAUCAAUAGAAACUAUCGGCCAGUCGCAGUCAGACGGUGGCGGUGAUGCGGUUUCAAAAGAUUUGCCAGUGUCAUCGUUCACAAUCACCCGCAAACGACAGAGAUCGAAGCGGAAGAGGUCCAAGAAGAUGAGAAGCAUUAUGGAUGAUGGUGACGCUGCUCGCUCUAACAUUGCCAUUGCUGCUGACGUGGAUGGCGCUUAUGAUGUGGGGGCAGGUGCAGGAAUAGCGCAGUAUGAUUCCUCUAUAUUUGUGGAUACGUACAGCUGGGAGUUCUGAUCAAUUUUCUUACUUCUUUGAUGGUAUUUCGUAUGGUUAGGUUUUUUAUUGGCUAUGGAGGUUUUUGGUGUAUGAACUGCAAUUUUUGUUGCCAUCAACACUGAUUGUACUAUGCAUCCUGCAUUAUUAGAGCAUCGUAUCAGUCCCGCCCCACCGGAGACUGGAGUGUAGACUUUCUGCCCUGAAUUGCUUUUUAAUAUAAUCUGUGUCCCUGCAAGAAUGCAAGAUUUUGGCCCAAACAAAUCACCUGUUUGACUAGGGUUUUCUGUUCAUCUCGAAAAUUAUUGGUUACACUGUAGCCUUCUAAUUAGAACGUGAAUCGUCGACCAGACAACUACCCAUUAUGGUUAAUUGGCUGUAGACCUUACUCCCAUGUGCGAA